Messenger RNA from Brassica oleracea var. oleracea, 1876 nucleotides. RefSeq lists its product as uncharacterized. Lineage: Eukaryota; Viridiplantae; Streptophyta; Magnoliopsida; Brassicales; Brassicaceae. The coding region runs from base 1 to 1572 and encodes 523 amino acids. Gene Ontology annotation, biological process: regulation of DNA-templated transcription. Gene Ontology annotation, cellular component: nucleus. The transcript has 6 exons. The record is from RefSeq and is a predicted model, not a curated record. Gene Ontology annotation, molecular function: DNA-binding transcription factor activity; sequence-specific DNA binding.
AUGAGUUGGCGUGACACGUGUCGAACUCUCACAAUCGGUGGGCUCCUCAAAGCAUUUCCCUCUUUCUCCUCUUGGCUUGAGGAGUUGCACAGUCUCCCUCUCGUCUCUCUCUCUCUUCCUUUUUUUUUUUUUCUUCUUCUAAUACGUUUUUUUUUUUGGGUUCAAAAUCUUUUGUUUGAAUAUUUUUUCUUGAUGGAGUUGGAGCCAAUAUCGAGCUGUUGUUCUACCUCGUCGUCUGGCGAAGACGCGGCGGCGAACAUGACGGAGCUGGAGGCGGCAGAGGCAUUGGCGGAUUUGGCGCAGCUUGCGGUAAUGCGAGAGCAGGUUUUCGAAUCCGCGGCGAGCUGGGGAAGCAAAGGGAAACGAGUUAGGAAGCGAGUCAAGACCGAGUCUCCUCCGGCUGACUCGGAAACGUUACCUACUCCGGAUCUAGCUGAGGAACGGGCAGUGAAGGAAGAAGGAGCAGAACCGAUUAGUAGGGAAGUAACUGAAGUUCCGGUUAAAACUGAAACGAAUGGUGAAACACCUAAACCAAAUCUUGCUUCGACACUAAGGUGUAAUAGACCAAGUGGCUGUGGCCGAUCCAGGCAGAAUUUAAGUGAGGCUGAAAGAGAAGAGCGUAGAAUCAGAAGAAUACUAGCUAACAGAGAAUCCGCUAGGCAGACUAUUCGACGAAGACAGGCAAUGUGUGAGGAGUUGAGUAAAAAAGCAGCUGAUCUAGCAUAUGAGAACGAGAAUCUGAGAAGAGAAACAGAUUGGGCCUUGAAAGAGUUUCAGUCUUUGGAGACGAUUAACAAGCAUUUAAAAGAACAGGUAGCGAAGUCAGUAAAACCAGAGACAAAAGAACCUGAAGAGUCCCCCAAGCCAUCACAAGUUGAGAUGUCUACAUCAUCUACUACUCCCUUUUACUUCUACAACCAGAAUCCUUACCAGCUUUUCUGCUGGCCUCAUGUUACACAACCAUCAAACCCCAUGGUGUCACCACUCGAAAGCCAAAACGGUUUCACAGCACCUUUCACCACUAGCGAAGGAGCUUCUGCCAAAGCCAUGACCACGCAGGAGAAUGGAAACCCUGGUGGUGUUGAUAAUGGGCAGAAAACACAUUUCUACGUCGUGCCAUGCCCUUGGUUUCUCCCUGCUCCUACUGAUCAAAGCAAUGGCGUCCCCUUUACGUUUGAAGAACCACAAAGAGUCGUUUCUUCAAACGGGCACCAUACCGAUGAUUCUUCAACAAAACCAGUUGAGGUCACGAAAACUCUGACUAGCAUCAAAGAAGAGAACUCUGGUUCAACCGAGACACGACCUUUGUAUGAUCUCAACGAAUCAGCAGCCGAAGUCCUCUCAGAAGAGGGAGAUGGUUUUCCCGUAACAACGCAACAACAAGCUUUUAGUUUCAAGCGUGAAGAUGUCUCUGACUCGCCUAAUGGAGUCACUCCGCCUGGCCACCGUGUUUUGAUGUCUCUGCCUGGGAAGAAGCAAGGCUCCUUGGCUGCAGCGGAAGCUAGAAAGAGAAGGAAAGAACUCACUAAGCUCAAGAACCUCCACGGCCGUCAAUGUCGGAUGCAAGUAUGACAACAUUACAAUAUAGAUUCAUCCUUUUUAACCAGUUGCAUUACCACUAAAGGUACUACUACUUCCCUUUGUUUUUGUCCGGGGCAUUUUCCAAUUGUUUCGGCUUUUCUUUAUUUUAAACACCGACGUCACACUGAUCCAACAAACAAAAUUGGAUUACUAUUAUUAUUACACACAAGGUUAGUAGUGUUUUCAAGAGUUUUGUUUUUCACAAAAUGUUGUUGGACCAUUGUAAGAUUCUGUUUGCUUCUCAGUGGAAGUUUUGUAUUAACAUGUUUUCAGGGCUUUUGUUCCCUUUUUAGAA